Messenger RNA from Rotaria sp. Silwood1, 1263 nucleotides. Lineage: Eukaryota; Metazoa; Rotifera; Eurotatoria; Philodinida; Philodinidae. The record is from the annotation of a GenBank genome assembly.
AUGGGUAGAAAAAAAAUUCAAAUAUCGAAAAUAACUGACGAACGCAAUCGUCAGGUGACAUUUACAAAACGUAAAUUUGGUCUUAUGAAGAAAGCUUAUGAAUUAAGUGUUCUAUGUGAUUGUGAAAUAGCGCUCAUUAUAUUUAAUUCGUCCAAUAAACUUUUCCAAUAUGCAUCAACGGAUAUGGACAAAAUCUUGCUCAAAUAUACAGAAUAUAAUGAACCACAUGAAAGUCGAACAAACAAUGAAAUUGUACAGAUUCUUCAUAAAAAAGAAUCGAAACAUCUCGAUCAAAAUGAUAGUGAUAAUGAUAUGGAAGAUGAAAGUGCUAAUGAAAUGGAUAGUAAUCAUCAACUUCCAUCUCAUCAUCAUCUUGAUCCUACAAUAAAUGAUUCAAGAAAACGUACAAAUCAAUCUCAACAAGCUGCUAAUUAUCAUCCAUCAUUAUCAAUGAUAAAUGGUAUUGGACAACAAACAACACAACAACAAAAUUUUUUAUCAGUUCAUGGAACAACUGGCAUUGAUGCAUCUUCUUCACCAUCACCUCAAUCAACUUAUUCACCGCCUAGUUCACCAAGUGAAUCACGUACAAGUCCAAAUUCAUCAUCUAAACAACAAUCAUCAUCAAAUAUAAAUAAUAAAUUUUCAAUAAAUUCUAAUAGUGGAACACCAUUAACAGCAUCAUCAUCAUCACAUGUCACAUCUCAUCAUAAUGAUUUGACAGGUGGAGGAGGAACAACUAAUCGCAUCAAUGCUGACUUCUCAUUAAAUACAGGUAGUGGUAGUGGUGAAAGUAAUAAUUUUCUUCAUUGGCAUCCAUCAUCUCGUUCGUCCUUAGCAGCUGCACUUCAAAUGAAUUCAUUACCAUUAGGCAUGAUGAAUUAUGAUAUGCAACAAGCUCUAUGUGCUCAAUCAUCGGCAUCAAAUAAUAACAAUAAUAAUAAUAAUAAUUCAACUGGUGUUAGUCCACAUUUAUAUUAUCAACAACAACAGCAUCAUCUUCAUCAUCAACAACAACAACAACAACAACAACAGCAACAUCUUCGUCCAAAAAAUGAACCAUAUUCACCACCUAUGCCACUUGCUACAAAUAGUUCUCGUUCAUCAAUAAAUGAUACAAAUUCCGGUCCGAAUCAUCCGAUAUCAAAAACUCCUAUACCUCAACAACAACGAUCAAUUGACUAUAUAAAUUCAUCUUCAUGUUCAGAACCAUCAUUGAAACAUGCGCGUUUUGAUUCACCAAGUUGGCCAAAUGCAACUUGA